UAUUUAUAAAAUAAAAUUUCAAUAGAUAAUUUUGAUUUUUAAAAUUGUGCAUAAAUUGUUUGAAGGACAUUUUUCAAAUUCAAAGCUAUUUUAACUUUAGUAGUAUCUGCGGUGAACAAUAUAUUAAAACUUGAGAGGUAGCAAUAAAUUCUGAAAAAUUUCAAGAAUCUUAUCUUUGAUUUUGAGGCUCAAUGAAGUGAAAAAAUGUCUGGAUUGGAAAGGUUUCAAGGAACUUCCGACUGGAUGCAAAAGUUUAAAUCGUUAUUAACAAAUAAUCGAAAUCCUGGAACACCACCUAGGGAUCUUGACAGCUCUAGUGAAAACUCUUUUUGCUUAGAACUAAGUGGAACUUUUCAAAAUAUAUUACAAGAAAAAAAUAUUCUUCCAAAAACAAUGACAACUUCUUUUAAAAUGGAUAAUAAAGAAAAUUUAAAUCCCGAUACUGCGAUGAAAGAUUCAAUAAAUUCAAAAUUGAUUAAAAACAGAAUUUCAACUUGUGAAGACUCAAUCAUGAAUCCGUCUUUUAUAGAAGCUACGGAGAAUUCUUUUGAAAUUACUAAUUUUAGUUUUACAGCUAUUGAACAAGCUUGUAAUAAGUCUCUAUCAGAUCCAGACAGUACCAUUCAUAACUAUGUAGAACAAAUACGUAAAAAUAAUGAAUCGAAAAAUUCUAACAUUACGGAAGACACAAUUCAAGAAAACGAAGCUAUAGAACGUCUCAUUAAAAAUCUGGAAAUUCAAGAAUCAAAGUAUGUGUCAAAAGAAAGAACUUCUUGCACUAAAUUACCUAAUAGAUCUGAUAGAAAUACUUUUGCUGAUCAAACACAAUUAGCUGAUAUUGAAGAACCUUCUGCUCUAUGGGAGACUACAGUUACGGACAAUAAUGGAAAAUAUAUUUCACCAACAAAGAUGGUUGGGUUAUUAAGACCUUCUACAAUUUUAGAAGAAUCAUCUUCAAGUACUGAAUCUAAUAUAACUGAAAACAGUUUUAGAACAGCGAAAAAACCUGAUGCUGAUCAAAACAAUAUUGAAAGUGAUGCUGCUACUUCAGCAUAUGAAACAGCUUGUGAUUCAAUACCAAGUGAUAAUAAUGCUAAUUUUGAUAAUAAAGACAAUGGGAAAAAGUCUCAUGGGGAAAAUGACAUAGAUUAUGGUGCGCGAUUUGCAGCAGACAUGGAGGAAAGAAAUUCUCAACUGUUUAAUCGUUUUGAAAAUGAAAAAAUAUCAGUCGAAAAUUCUGCGAAUUAUGUCUUGUGUGAAGAAAAUGUAGCAAAAAUCUAUGAAGUUGAAAUAAAACAAGAAAAAUCUUUUGUUCAAAGUCAAAGUAAUGUCGAACUUGUCACAAUUGAAAUCUCAGAUGACGAACUUGAUGGCGAGGACAAAGAAAAUGAAUUAAAUGAAGGAUUUUCGAUUCGGAAAUCAGAAAUAGAUAAUUUAAUCGAAACUGAGAAAACUUUCAGAGAACAAGAUUCUAGAGAAGACAGAGAAGACAAAAAACUAGAAAUUUCUCAUGAGCUUAAUGAUACAUUAGAAGAAGUAGAGUAUAUUAUGAAGCUUGGUAUGCAAAUGCAGAAAGAUUCGGCAAAGAAACUUAAAGCAGUCGAAAAUAUAAAAACAGAAUCGUCACAGAUCUUAAAUAAGUCACCAGCUUAUUUAAAACCGAAACCUAUUUCACCAAUACCUAGUGUUUCACCAAAAACGAACGCAUUUUCUGUGAGCACUGAAAAUAAAACAGCUUUAGGAAAAGUUAAAUAUAUGAAUUCACCAUCUUUUGCUCAAAAGGUAUUUUCUCCAAAGGCUACUCAAAAUACUCCACCAAUAAAAAAUUCAUUAUACGGUAAAACACUUAUUAAACAGCAAUCAGCAAAAAAAACGCAGGCAAUAACUUCUAAAGAUACAUUUAAGAAACCUACUAUUGGUAGCAAUAUUUCGAAAAUUCCUGCACCAAAAGUUUUAUCAAAUGCAAGAAAACCAUUUUAUGCUGAUGUUAUAAGUCCUGUUGGAGCUUAUAUUAAAAAAACUCCGGUUUGUCCAACUGAAUUAAAAAUUAAGGAUAUGACUAUAAAAUCUUUAGAUUAUGGUCAAGCAACAGGUAAAGCAACUUUGCAAUAUCAUCCACCAAAAAGAUUCGAAAAGAAAAAAGAAAAUGGUCCAAGUUUACCUCAAAAAUGUUAUAAAUCUGCUGAUUAUAGAUGCGUUGUGGACGAAAGAACACCUUUAAAUAUACCAGGUGGUGAAAAAAUUCAUAAAUAUUUAAAACCAGCUUUAAUGCCAGCAAUUGUUCGACAUGAUGGCAAAAUGAAAAUGGGUUCACCCAUGAUGUAUAAUCAUUCACGAAACAAUGACAAUAAUAAAACUGUUGAUAGUACAAUAACAGAUUUGGCAGAUUUAUCAACAAUUUCGGGUGAUGUUUCAAUUUAUACAUUAAGAGAUGCACAAAAAUUUAAUUUUAAUGCAAAUGGAAAAAGUAUGGUGUCGAAGAAGUAAAAAUAUUAUAUAAAAUUAAAUGCACUCGUCGGUCUUUAAACUUAAUUCAUAUAUUAAAAACAAUUUCUAUAUUUGUUUAUUUUUCUAAUAAUAAACAAGAUUUCAAGUUUGAUUUCAAGAUCGUUUUGUUUAAAAUUUCGUAAAUUUAUAAUUUUUCAUUGGAAAAUGUUAAAAAAAUCGAAUUAAAACAAAAUUUUUACUACAAAUCUUAACUAUUAUUUUUUUUUUAUUUUAUCUUGUUGAAUAUUCACGUUUUACAUUUAUAUUUUUAAUAGCUAAAUAUAAUAUUAUAAACACAUUAAAAUAACACAUAUUUAAAAUUCAUAAAUUAAAAAUAAUAUUCUUUUUUGUAUUAAUAACAAUAUUAAUAAAAACUUAUAAAAUUUUUGCAAAAAAAAAAAAUUAUUUAAAUUAUUUUAAAUUACAUACAUGCACACCUUAAAUUAAAAUUUUUAGUUUUCAAAUUUCAAAAUACUAUAUAAAUUACGUCACUUUGCUAUUACGCUUAAUAGUCUAAUUUAAUUUAUAUUAUUAGAAUGCGAAUGAUUAUUUUUGUUUUAAUUAUAUAAUUUAAUACAAUUACAUUUUGUUUAAAAAAAAGUAUUUACAUAAUAUAAAAUCAGCGCUACCAGUACAAUUUGUUCAUAUUAAUUCUUAAUAUAAAUGUAUAUAAUAUGCAUUAUGUUUUAAAUAAAUUUGUAUAUUAUUAUUAUUUUUGAACUAAUCUGGUUAUUGAACAAUUUACCAGAUGAAAUUUAUCAAAGUUUUUCUAAAAUUUUCAAUAUUGAUUAUAAAAUUUUAAUACAAAUCAAAAAUACUAGCUCUUUUGCAAUAUGCAAUUGGUAUGUUUUUAAAAUAACAAUAAAGUAAUAAAGUCAUAAAAUUGGAAUCAAAAUAUUAGAAUUGAAACGUUUUAUGACCUCAAUUUGUAAUAAUGAUGUGUUACAGAAC
Molecule: messenger RNA, 3438 nt
Organism: Condylostylus longicornis
Lineage: Eukaryota; Metazoa; Arthropoda; Insecta; Diptera; Dolichopodidae
Gene: sip2
Exons: 4
Coding region: 205-2487 (760 amino acids)
Source: RefSeq, a predicted model, not a curated record